This is a messenger RNA of Etheostoma cragini (Arkansas darter), 657 nucleotides long. Its product is annotated as serine/threonine-protein kinase MARK1-like. The transcript is spliced from 5 exons. The annotation marks the transcript as partial. The record is from RefSeq and is a predicted model, not a curated record. NCBI's taxonomy places the organism in Eukaryota, Metazoa, Chordata, Actinopteri, Perciformes, Percidae.
UGAGCGUGCCGUGUGUUUUCCGACCAAUCAGAGCUGAUGGGGACGAUGGGCUUCCCCCAGGAGGAGGUGAAGAAGGCGCUGGAGGGUCAGGAGUACAACGAGGUGACGGCCAUCUACCUGCUGCUGGGGAGGAAGGGCGCCGAGGGCAACGGCAGCAGCCACCUGCUCCACAAGUCUCGGCCCAGCAGCGACCUCAACAGCUCCGGCCAAUCCCCCGCCCACUCUCGCAGCGCCUCGGCCAAUCAGAAGCAGCGGCGCUUCAGCGACCACGUGGCGCCCUCCAUCCCCCCACCUGUCGCCUACACCAAGCGCGGGCACGCCAACAGCGUGGAGAGCGACCGGAAGGACGCGUCGCCCAGCGGGGCUCCAGACCGCCGGAGGUCCGCCACCGCCUCAGGGAGCAUUACUCGGAGGAACACGUACGUCAACGAGAGGACAAGCAUUGAUCGCCAUUCGGCAGCUGUUCCCAACGGGAAGGACGGCAGUCUCCCCGAGGUACCUGCAGCGUCCCCGUCCUUAUCGCCGGCGGCAACCGUCUCCUCCGCACGCCCCCGCCAUGUGAAGUCCAUGUCGGCGUCGGGACAUCCCAUGAAGUCCUGCCUGCCCCCCAUCGACGACAACGUGGAGUACCAGAGGUCCGUCACAGUCUCUCUUCUA